AUGGUAUUUAAAUUGAUAAGAGUAGAUGAGCAAGAGCCAUCUAAAAUACUACUGCAUGUCGGGAAACAUAUAAUUGGAAGAGGGAAAUUUUUACAUAAUGAUGAUAACGAUAAAAGAGUAUCCAGAAACCAUGCAGAACUAGAAGUAACAGACGAUUCAGUGACAUUAAAAGCGUUGCACCGGAACCCCUGUUUCUACACCAAGAGCAAUAUUGUUGAAACUGAAAUAUUGCAACAAAAUAAUAUAAUUUCUCUGAGUAAUGGUGAUAAAUUUGGCCUAAUACCAGAUACCUUCUGGUAUGAAGUAAUCCAUUGUUCUGAACUAGAUAUUCCUCAAAAUACUGCAGCGUGUACAAAUGAAAGUAGUAAAGAUGAGAAUAAGGUGACAUCUAACCUAAGUUCAGAAGAUGAAGCCAUUAACUUCCAAAUGAGUGAAGCACAGGAAGAUUCCAAUAGAACAGCAUCUCCAUCAUUAUUAAAUCAAGAAGAAUCAAAUGAGACAAAUGGAGAAAAUACCGUAACAUAUGAUCCUGCGACGGCUUCUGGUUCUGCAAAUAAGAGGGCAAAUGAUACACCUGAUUCCAAUCCAGUUGAUGUUAAGAAAAUAAAAACAGAACCACCGACGCAAAAUGUGCAGGAUGCUCAACCUGGGCCUAGCAAUGAUCAGGCUGCAGACCCAGAUAGCAAAGAUCAAAAACCUAAUAUAGAUAAGCCUGUUUCUCCUCCACAACCACCAGCACCUAACCGGGAAAGGUGUAUGUAUGGAGGUCGUUGUUAUAGACGCAACCCGCAACAUAAGGCCCAGUUCAGCCACCCGUCGGACAGUGACUGGGGGACGGGCGAGCGCGGCGUGUGUCCGUACGGGAGCGCGUGUCGCAAGAAUGACCCGCGCCACUGGCAGGCGCAUGAGCACCCGCCCGGUGUCAACCCACCCGACCCCACCGUCAGAAGACCAGGUAUGCAAGUAGUCCAACGUCACGGCAAUGUAUUCUACAUAAACGCACAUUCUGUUAAUUUUUACGACGAUCACUUUCAAGUCGAAGACUCUGAUGGCGAUAGUCAAAGAAGGAACCGAAACAGAACUUCUGCCAGUGAUGAUAAUGAAGAUUCUUCAAGAGUAAAGCGUAGGAGAAAUAGAAACUCUUCUGAAAGUGACGAAGAUAGUGAAGAUUCGCCAGGAACUGACUUGAUAGUGACAGGAAAGAGGGUUCGAAAGACUGUGCAAAGAGACACGUGGAUCGAUACGCAGUCUGAUGAAGACGAGGACCCUUAUAAAACAGACGAGUCAGAUGAAUGGCAGCCUUCCAGUGAUAUCACAAACAGCGAAGGAUUCUCACAAAAGUUCUAG
This is a messenger RNA of Arctia plantaginis, 1347 nucleotides long. NCBI's taxonomy places the organism in Eukaryota, Metazoa, Arthropoda, Insecta, Lepidoptera, Erebidae. The record is from the annotation of a GenBank genome assembly.